AGUCUUUUAUGAACAACAAUAACACUGGACAGGCAGGUGACAGUACACUGGUGUUUUACGUAACAAUGGGAAAUUUCAAGUCUUUGUUUCUUUUGGACAACGAGGACAAUGAAGACAUAAGAUAUGAUGGUCCGAUAGACCUCGACCAGAUUGCUGUACUCUACAAUGAAAGAUCUAUUAAGGACUCUACAGGCUCUAUUGUUAAGACUGACAGAAUCGGAGUAUCUGAGCUGGACACGCAGGCUAAAUCAAGAGAACCAGUUUCAGGAUCAACAUCACCAAGACAAGUACUAAAAGAUCUUCAGGUGAAACUGUUGUCUGCGGAGGAAAAUGACACAGAAUCAUCUACCAUCAACAGCCUACUAUCUUCUUCCUCAAUAUUACCGCCCACACUCAACCUAGGGACACUCAAAACAGAUUCUUCAAUUUUCGAAGUGUCUUUAAGAAGAGACUCAUUAAGAAAUACUGAAACAGAAUCAACAGAAAGUGAAAGUGAUGUGGAGAAUGUGCCGCCGAAACCUUCAGUAGAACAGUCAUCGUCGACGAGUACUGCCUCCAGCAAAGAGAAGUCACAAAUAGUCUGGGAGAUAGAUCUGUCUGAUUUAGCAGCACCAAAAGAUUUUACAAGAAGAAAAGCAAGAGUCGUUAAGAAGCUGCAAAAGAAUGAAGCGUCGUUCCAAGCUGGAAGUAAAACUGAGGACCUGUAUAUUCCACCCAAGGUAUCGGCAACAACCACAUCACUUGCAGCGAGGAAAGUUUUAGACCAAAGAAGAUGGUUUUGCAUGUCAAGACCUCAAUACAGCAAAUCCUGUGGCCUAUCUUCUGUAGUGUCUUGCUGGAAUUAUUUAUUCUCUACGCUUGGAGCUGGAAGUCACCGUCCAAUCACACAAGAGGAAGCUCUGACAGUCUUAGGCUUUAAACCUCCAUUCGGUGAAAUUCGUUUCGGCCCAUUUACGGGCAAUGGUACUUUAAUGAGAUGGUUUAAAAAGCUCAACAACCAUUACGGAACAAGAGGCAAGUCCUACUACAUGUACAAGCCGGUAGGUAAAUGUCGUACCCUAGGCAGAACAUCUGAAGAAGCCUUAAAGAUUCUCAAGAGUGGACUUCAAGAUCCAGGGACGACAUUCAUCUACCAUUGCUGGAAUCAUUACUUCUGUCCUGUGGGGUUUGAAGACGUUCCAAAGAAAGCCGAGGAUGCCUACAGGUGUCCUCUUACUGACAACGAGGUUGACAGUUGGAUUCUUGUUGGAGACCCAAGUCGCAAACAGCCAGGGAUUCACUGUUUCAGAUGGGACGACAUUUCCUUGGAUUUAAACUGCAAGAGUCCACAGUGUCUGAACAUUCGCAAGCUUCAUUUAGGAGUUCAAACCAGGAAGACGAAGCGGGUUGGUGGAAACCUUCACUGUCUCAUUGCGUUUAAGAAGAGUGAUUUCCAAGGCUUGGUAUCCAUGAGAGACCGAAGCGAUAGAAUAGACGGUGAGAGUGGGGUAGAGCCUGUAUCUUUAUCCAGAGAUGGAGAUAGUCUUAAUGGAGGGGAUUCUGUGAAUGUGUUGUCUGAUAAUAAUACACUAGAUGCUAGAGAUGACUUUUCUUUUGACUCUAGUAAGUAG
Molecule: messenger RNA, 1610 nt
Organism: Asterias rubens (European starfish)
Lineage: Eukaryota; Metazoa; Echinodermata; Asteroidea; Forcipulatida; Asteriidae
Product: basic immunoglobulin-like variable motif-containing protein
Exons: 8
Coding region: 9-1610 (533 amino acids)
Biological process (GO): nucleotide-excision repair
Cellular component (GO): nucleus
Molecular function (GO): DNA endonuclease activity; single-stranded DNA binding
Source: RefSeq, a predicted model, not a curated record